AUGGCCGCGGCUUCGCUGCAAAAAAAUCACCAAACAGAGCUGACGAUGCCACGGUCCACCGACCUGACGGAGUUGACGGAGCAGAAUGAUCGUCUCCUUUGGCAUGACUCGGGCAAUGGCACGGCACAAGAGCCAAAGAUGGAAUGGAAACGAGUUCCGAGCGGCGCAGGCGAAGAAACGGUGAAGACUGUGCGCGUGAAACGCUGGUCCAGAUGGCUGGAUCAAAACAGGCAGGGCGCGUUGACUGGGCAUCAGGACCCAGUCCCAACUUCCGCACCUUUCCUCAAAGUUCAGGUUGGAUCUGUGCCCAAAACAAAACCAGCCAAGCCUUCCGUGGCCAUGGCGCUGGCCAUGGCGCGUAUGGCGCGCCAUGCUCUGGUUGGGGCUGCUGGUCCUUCCCGGCCUUCCCGGAGUCGCUUGGGGAUGGCAGGGCACCUGCUUUGUGGACUCGGUCCACAUGGCCCAUUGCUGCGAUCAGCCAAAGCGCUGCUUCGGCCCAGAGAAGAUCGACAGGUCCUGGGAGGAGUGGAGAUGAGCGGAGUCAAACAUGGAGUCAAACAUGGAGAGUGUUGUGGCGUUGAAUUUCAGCAGCUGUUGAUCAAGUCGGCGGCCAAAGAGCUUCGGAACGCAGAAGAUCUCAACACCUUGGGAGAAAUCUAUUUGCUCCUCGAAACGUUUCUAAAUUUCCUGAAUUACGACAAUGUCGAUGCAUGGGAGCUGAUUGCUCACACUGCGGGCAAGCGUGCGCUGGCAGAGUACAACGCCUUCACAUCCUUCGCAGAGGACAUGGCAAGUCACUUCGACUCGGAAAGCUUCAGGCAGCAGAAAUUCCAUGUGAUGAAGGAAAUCAAUCAUGCUGCCCAUUUGAUUGAAAACUUCUUCCAAGUUGCAUGGUAUGAUCAUUCCAGGCAGAUUGGCAAAUCUCCAGUUGAGACUGACAUCAAUGAAGUUCGGCCAAGAUUUGAGAAUGCCUUGAAGGUGUAUCAGGUGGUCCAAAACGCCGCUGAUACCUUGCUUUACGAUGCCGUGGCACGGUAUGGGAUGAUUCCGGGCACGCCACGGCUGUCGACGGCUCCGGAAGUUGUGUUGGUGCUCACUGUGGUGGGUCCUUGGGCUUCUGUAGGUAUCGUCACGUUUUGGAGCAUUCUGCGAACGCGAAGCACGCCACUCCGGGUUUUCAUCUUCGGCGAUCAAGCAGGAAUUCGAGACUGGCGAGCGAUGAUGCGCACAGUGAAGUCUGCAACUCCACACGUGAUGCAUCGUUUGCGAUUUGACUACAUCGAUAUUUUUCAGCACCCUCGUAUGAUAGCAUAUUUCUCUCGCUUGCCAUCGGAAUGCGCAGCAAGCAACAUGAGUAAAGCCUUGUAUGCUCGGUUGCUAUGCCAUGAGCUGUUGCCGCUGGAUGUCGAGAGAGCUAUCGCAAUGGACCUGGGAGACAUUUUGGUGUUUGAAGACAUACUUGGCCUGUGGGAAGAGGGUGAUCACCUCCAACCGGAUGAGCUUCUGGCAGCUGCCUCACAUCGUUCCCAGGAGGAGUCCCUGCGCCAAACGAAGCCCUCGGAGCUCAAUGGAGGAGUUGUGCUCUAUGAAGUCAGCCGCAUGCGGCAAGGGAACUACACAGAGGAUACCCUCCGGGCAGCAAUCAUCGGACUGGAGAAAGGUUAUCAGCACUUCUGUGUUUGGGACCAGGACAUCCUCAACGCCAUGCGGGAAGAUCUCUGGGGUCUAAAAGGUGUUCGCCUCCUGCCUUGUCGCUGGUCAAUCUUUCCGAUGGCGAAUUGGCAGUUCUUCUGGAAUACCCCCAGUUUCUGGCUUCGCGAGCUGGUCGAGCGACGCCGCUAUCCGGGCCUAUUGGCAGCGGAUCACUUCGAACAUUUCUGUCCGAAUCAUAUCUUGAUGCUGCACACCGUCUUCGCCUUUGAAAAAAGGGAGCACCGACAACUGGCGCGCAAUGUUGCCCUGGCCCAGGGCAUUCGAAACCAGCAGCCAGGAAGCAGCAUCAAGGCGCCAGAUGGGACGAGAUGUGCUUGCGGGGAACGAGCAUCCCUGCUUCAUGUGCCAUCAACUAUGAAGCUAUGGCCGUGGGUACAGCGAUUGUUUCGAUUUCAUAGCCCUUCCUUCCUGCCAGAAGUUCAUGAUGAAGCCUUGUUUCGAUCUCGUAAUGAGCAAGGAGAGGAGCUUGGAGGUGGUUUCUGGGGUUCUGAAGACUCCAAAGACUUGGAAAUCAUGAGACAAGGCACGCUUGAGUGGGCCCGGGACACAGGCUCUAGUGUGGUGAGUGGCAACUGUGCUACGACCCCAACUUCGCUUGGAAAUUACGCCCAUAUCGACUUUCCAAAUGGCCCUGCAGGAGAGGUGCAGAGCCUGAAGUUGAAAGCACAGACCAAUGCCAGUCAGGACGCACAUCUCUUUUUUGGCACAAUUUAUACAGUUCCAAACGGUCUCCAGUCCUUGGGUCUGGAAUUGGUCAUCGACGCCUUCGAAGGCACCAAGAGCAUCUUACGCUGGGGAAUCCAAGGGGAGGAGAUUGCCGAAUUCAGGGGCCGUAUCUUGGAACGUGGCCAGUGGACGAGCCUUUGGGUGGACAUCAAGAGUUCAGGCGAGGUCCAAGUGGCAGCUGGUGAGUCUGGAAACGUAUUUCUGGACAUCGCUCUGGACAUCACUGGGACCUACGACCUGACCCAUGGAAAGAUCUAUGCAGGUUCCCUGGGUCAGAAGCCCGCACAUUGGUUGCUUUGUCGGGAAUGA
Molecule: messenger RNA, 2748 nt
Organism: Cladocopium goreaui
Lineage: Eukaryota; Dinophyceae; Suessiales; Symbiodiniaceae
Source: the annotation of a GenBank genome assembly